This is a messenger RNA of Homalodisca vitripennis (glassy-winged sharpshooter), 1287 nucleotides long. Its product is annotated as voltage-dependent calcium channel gamma-5 subunit-like. Gene Ontology annotation, cellular component: AMPA glutamate receptor complex; postsynaptic density membrane. The annotation marks the transcript as partial. The transcript is spliced from 4 exons. Gene Ontology annotation, biological process: neurotransmitter receptor internalization; regulation of AMPA receptor activity; transmission of nerve impulse. The record is from RefSeq and is a predicted model, not a curated record. Lineage: Eukaryota; Metazoa; Arthropoda; Insecta; Hemiptera; Cicadellidae. Gene Ontology annotation, molecular function: voltage-gated calcium channel activity; channel regulator activity.
UCUCUGCCGUUAUCAGCGGAUCCUGGCUGUACACUCGGGAAGUCUGUCAAUCUGCCAGGUAGUCAGUCCAUCACAGCAGUCACCUUCCGUAUCGGACUUUGGCGUGUCUGUCCGGCACUCAAGAGGAUCGUCACCUCUCCUGGCACUUUGCUCCCGGCCCCCGGUUGCCAGCUUAUUCAAUAUUCCAGCUGGCCGGAAGUGAAAGAAGCCGAUCUCGGAAUAUCUUGGUCUUCGCUUGAAUUUACACCUUCUUUUGUCACAAAAAUGAGGUAUGCCAUGCCGUUGGUAGCACUAGCGUUAGCAAUUUUGAUGUUGGCAACACUGUUUGCUCUACUUGGUCACUGCCAUGCCGACCUGAAGACUUUGGUGGCUUGUGGACUGUAUACAAUUGGAGGAUUGACCCUGGCCAGCGGCCUCAUCGUCUUCGUUUCCGUGUUGAGUGACGUAACCGCGGGGACUAAGAAGCUCGAGUAUCGAUACGGUUGGUCCUUCCACGCGGCGGGAACAGCCUUCGUUCUGUCCGAGAUCGCUGCCCUGGUGUCUAUCUCAGCGUACCUGGGGCGGUUCUCCAGUGUGGAGGACAUGGUGAGGGCGAUGGUACCUGGGGCCGACAGGAAGCUGAGGCACCGGCAGCUCUGCGGAGAGUAUUUGGGAAGGACGGAGCAAGGGGUUGACAGUUCACUUCCGACACCUCCAGAUGUCUGUACGGCCAAACCUCGGGUGGGGCCUAUCAGUGGAAGGAAGCCUGUAAGAGGUGGUAUUCCUAUUACUAACAUAUACGAUGGGAUACCAAAGACUCCUCUUCACAAAAGAUCUACAGAUCCUCUGAUGCCUCACCCGGCAACUCUUGUACUGCCGGAGCAUGAACGCUACCGUUACACCACCAUCAUCCACCAGGGUCUUCUGGGAGUGGCUGAAGGCUCUUCUUCCUCAGAAUCUUCAGCGACCUCUGGCGGCUCCUGCAGCCAUUCCCCGCCUCGCAGUCGACUCCCAGCUCAUUCUCCACCGCUCACUCGACUCCCUGUCCACUCACCACACUGCCCCAGGAGCAGCUCGCCCUCUAGUGGGAGCCUGGGUUACUGCUCUGCAGUCACGUGACACCCUCCAGCUCUCCGUUCACAGGAAGACGUCAUAUAGAAGACUCGCCAGAUUUGAGUCCUCCAUCAUUACAAAUAAAACUAAAUUUAAUAAUAUUUUCGUAUAUUUUAUGUAAUGUAAUUAUUUUUGUAAAGUAGUAUUCCAACAGGAUUGUCUGUCUAUUCUAAUAAAUAAAACUCUAAUGUGUGA